Trematosphaeria pertusa is the source of this 2862-nucleotide messenger RNA. RefSeq names its product Cryptochrome/photolyase FAD-binding domain-containing protein. Gene Ontology annotation, molecular function: DNA binding; FAD binding. The transcript is spliced from 2 exons. Gene Ontology annotation, cellular component: cytoplasm; nucleus. Gene Ontology annotation, biological process: circadian regulation of gene expression; entrainment of circadian clock by photoperiod. The record is from RefSeq and is a predicted model, not a curated record. Lineage: Eukaryota; Fungi; Ascomycota; Dothideomycetes; Pleosporales; Trematosphaeriaceae. The coding region runs from base 1 to 2862 and encodes 953 amino acids.
AUGACAUUAACACUUACAGACGCAACUUUCGACGCUCUGCAUGCAGGCAUCCCAUUCAAAUGGACGGAAGCAGAGCCUUACGAUACAGUCAACCCCUUCGGCGACUUUCGACAAAUCGACUUUAAAGCCCUCUGGACCUUCGACAUACAAAAUGACGUGCUACUCCAUAUUAACCGCCACCAUCGCGCCCAGAUACCACUCGGAGUUCUUCGAAGUCGUCCAGUCACUCUAGGUGACAUGGAACCGCUCGGUCCGCCUGUCCCUCCACUUCUGCAUCCGACGUUGGAUUCAGGAAUGCCGUGUUGGAAGCCUCAGAUUCAAGUCGAUGAGAGAAAUCGCGCAUUUAUUUAUCGCAUCCUUCGCGAUUUUAAUCACCAAUGGCGGCACAUUCUUCGUAACAACUACAAUACUAUAACUCUACGAGUCCUUGCACGCGCUAUCAUCCGGCUUUCAACACUGGAUUUUGAAGUUCGCGAAGAGACCAGUUCGCGACAUGGUUUGGGGGGCGACUGGGUUUACAUCACCGAAUUGCCCACGUGGAAACCCUUCAACACAGAUAUUGUACAUGUUGGAGACGUUCACGUAGUCAUUUGCCAUUCGAUACAGGACGGACUUUCCAGGGCCAAGAAGCACACAACCUCUCAGCAAUUUACAGCCGCUAAUGGGACGAGAGACUGCGCCCGAAAGCGGCCACAUUACAUGAUCUUGUCGGUUAAGCACAUCAUGCUGUGUCGUGCCAUAGGUCCGAAUGAACUUAAGCACACUGCUCCAGAGCCGAUCUUCAAUGGCAAUCACGGCGUCGGACCUCCAUCGAACCUGGCUCUAGAUUACCUCCUCUGGGCUACAGCUCCAGCUAUUGGUUCAAUCCCCACACCCCUUCGAUCGCUGCCGAUUGAGGUCCAGGACAUCAUACUAGGCUAUGCCUCUCCGCGGGUGAUCUACUGGUUCCGUACAGACCUCCGGCUUCACGACUCGCCAGCUCUAAAGGCCGCUUUAGAUCUCAAACCAGAAUGCCUCUAUCCCAUCUGGACGUGGGAUCCGCACUAUGUCUACAGGGCCCGAGCCGGUCCCAACCGCUGGCAGUUCCUUCUCGACUGCCAGAACGAUCUGUCUAACUCAAUCACCAAGCUCAACCCGAAUUCAAAGCUCUUCGUUAUUCGCGUAGCGCCGCAGACGCUGUUUUCUAAGCUCUUUCGCGAGUGGCAGAUCACGCAUUUGGUGUUCGAGAAGGAUACGGACGCGUAUGCGCGCGAGAGGGAUGACAAGGUAAUGGAGUUGGCGAAGGAGGCGGGGGUGGAGGUCGUCGUGAAGACGGGGCGGACGCUGUAUGAUCCGGAUGAGUUGGUCAAGCACAAUAAGGGGAAGCCAACGAUGAGCAUCAGCCAGGUCCAGGCUGCAGGCGCGAAGAUUGGACAUAUCCCCAGACCGAUUCCCGCGCCAAAGUCUCUUCCUGACCCGGGCAAGACCGAGCUGAGUUUCGAUCAGGAGAAGCCCGCCAGUGAUCUGGACUUCAAUGCGAUUCGGCGAAAUGCGGACGAGAAGUCGUACAACGCGCUUGCGGGACCUAAUGGUGACUUUGCGGUACCUACGAUGGAAGAGCUCGGCUUGAAGGAAGCAACGACACCACACCGAGGAGGCGAAACCAUAGCCCUCAAAAUGCUAGACGAGAUCGCCGCAAACGAAGACUACACCGCAACCUUCGAGAAGCCCAAAACCGCCCCAACAGCCUUCGAACCACAAGCCACAACCCUCCUCUCACCCCACCUGCACUUCGGCUCCCUCAGCAGCCGCGAAUUCUACUGGCGCGCCCAAGAUAUCGUCUCCACAUACGCAGGCAAAGCCUCCCACCCACCCACCAGCCUCACCGGCCAACUCCUCUUCCGCGACAUGUACUUCGGCGCGCAAGCCGCCCUCGGCCACGCCUUCGCCCAAACAUACAACAACCCGCACUGCCGCUUCAUCCCCUGGCACCUGCCCUCCUCCAUCGACCCCAAAACCGGCCUCACAACCGGCACCUACCUCGUCGACAGCGCCGCCGCCGAAAUCUUCUUCCAGCGCUGGAAAGAGGGCCGCACCGGCUUCCCCUGGAUCGACGCGCUCAUGCGGCAGCUCAGGCAAGAAGGCUGGAUCCACCAUCUCGGGCGGCACGCCGUGGCCUGCUUCCUCACGCGCGGCGGGUGCUACGUCGACUGGGAGCGCGGGGCCGCGGUGUUCGAGGAGUGGCUGAUCGACCACGAGGCGGCGUGCAAUGUUGGCAAUUGGCAGUGGUUGAGCUGCACGGCUUUUUUUGCGCAGUUCUAUCGGUGCUAUUCGCCCGUGGCGUUUCCACGGAAGUGGGAUAAGGAGGGGGCAUUUGUGAGGCGGUAUGUACCCGAGUUGGAGCGGUUUGAUGCGAGGUUUGUUUAUGAGCCGUGGAGGGCGCCGGUUGCGGAUCAGAAGAGGUGGGGGUGUUUGAUCAAAGGGGACGGUGUGGAAACUGAGGAAGGGGGGUUUAAGGUGUAUCCGAAGCCGAUGUUUGAUUUCGCUGAACGGAGGGAGAUUUGUAUCCAGGGGAUGAAGAACGCGUAUCGUGUCGCAUUGUAUGGGAAUGACCCGAAGGUUCUAGAUGGGAGCUGGAGGGAGCUGUUCGACGAUGCGGCCGAGGGGCCGACGGAGGGCAAAGAUGGACCACCGGGCGCUAUGGUAGAGCACGAGGAUGCGGAUGAGAUGGAGAUGCCUGAUAAAGAGCAGACGAGUCCGAAGACUGUGAAGAUUAUGAAGAAGGGGGAGGCAGAGGGGAAGAAGACGGGCGUGCACAAGAGAGCUGCAAGUCAGAGAACUUUGGAUGGAAUGAUUACGCGGAAGAGAAGAAAGAGUAAAUAG